CGCCGGAGCGGCUCCCGGGGGCUGGGCGCGGGCAGGCGGCAGCCGGGACGCCACGGCGGCGGGUCCGGAUGCCGGCAGGAUGGUGCUGGUCCCCGUCGCGGCGCUCUGGGCCCUGGCUCCCCUCCUCGCCCGGGCAGACCAGCCCCCCGUCACCGUCACGGCGGCGGUGGGCGAGGACGCCUGCCUGCCCUGCGGCACCCAGCCUUGGGGACAUUUGCGUGGGGUCACCCUCACCUGCACCCACCGGGCCGGCACCCAGCACCCCGUCCCCGUCCUCACCCACCGCCUGGAGGGGCACCCGCCGCCGGAGCCGGGCUGGCACCCACCGGAGGAACCGCACAACCGCUUUCGGGGCAGGGUGGGCUUCUGCGCCGCGGGGCCGGGGGCCACCGGCGUGUCCCUGCUCCUGAGGAACCUCAGCGAUCCCGAUUUUGGGAAUUAUUCCUGCUACGUGGCCGCCACCGCCGCCGCCCCCCCGGAGCUCCUCUGCAGCCUGGUGCUGCAGCCCCCCCUGCCAGAGGUGCCGAGAAGCGAGGAGCCGGACAUGAUCAUGGUGGUGUGCAUCCUCACCGCCGCCUUCACUGCCGUGGCCAUCGGCGUCCUGCUCUGCUGCCGCUACGGGCGCCGGUGCUGCGGGCACCGAGCAUUGCCCUCAGCGCGGGGUGCAGCCCAGGAGCCCGGAGCUGCCGAUGGAGGAGGAGGAGGAGGAGGAGGAGGAGGAAGAGCAGCGGUGGCCUUGGGUGACCUGAAAAGUCUCAGCACCUGAGGGCACGCUGGUGCAGGAUGAGGCCCUGGCUCCA
This is a messenger RNA of Tyto alba (common barn owl), 800 nucleotides long. RefSeq names its product V-set and immunoglobulin domain-containing protein 8-like. The record is from RefSeq and is a predicted model, not a curated record. Lineage: Eukaryota; Metazoa; Chordata; Aves; Strigiformes; Tytonidae. The transcript is spliced from 5 exons. The coding region runs from base 80 to 766 and encodes 228 amino acids.